ACAGCUUCUUUGAUUUGGUUGUCAGCUGUUGUCAGUUAGUCUAUUGGAUUUUACAAAACAAAAUAAAAUGGUCUUAACUAAGGAAGAGGAGCAAUUUAUACGGCGCAAGCAUGAGCAUACACUGAAGCUACGCAGCGAGUACCUAAAACAGAGCUCCAAUCCCUUUCGCCAUGCCACCGGCGAAGGCGGCACUGUAUUCGAUGCGGGUCUAGCGCGCUUCCAGGCUAUGCGCGUGUCAAAUUAUGAACACUUCAAGCCCACCGGACGCUCCUUCCGCAUGGGCAUGCUUGCAGUCGUGCUGCCAAUUGCUCUGUACGCCUGGGCUCUGAAGGCGGAGCGUGAUGGACGUGAGCAUAAGUAUCGCACCGGCCAGGUAGCCUACAAGGAUCGCCAAUUCAAAUUCAUUUAAGUUACACCAUUAUGUUGCUAUAAAAUGUAUAGUAAAAUUAAAACUCUAAAAUGUA
Messenger RNA from Drosophila busckii, 464 nucleotides. It is a transcript of the gene ND-B15, whose product is annotated as NADH dehydrogenase [ubiquinone] 1 beta subcomplex subunit 4. The record is from RefSeq and is a predicted model, not a curated record. Lineage: Eukaryota; Metazoa; Arthropoda; Insecta; Diptera; Drosophilidae. The coding region runs from base 68 to 409 and encodes 113 amino acids. Gene Ontology annotation, cellular component: mitochondrion. The transcript is spliced from 2 exons.